UGGGGGGGGUGGCGGGAUGACAACAAAUAUGGCGGAGAGGAGCAGGACGGCAGAGACGGGCAGCGCCACGGGAAGUGACGAUAUCAUAGCAGGGAACGUGAGCAAGUACAUUGUUCUCCCAGCUGCUUAUUCUGGACAGCCUAAAAAAGGACAUCUUAUAUUUGAUGCCUGUUUUGAAAGUGGGAACCUUGGGCGGGUGGACCAUGUCACAGAGUUUGAGUAUGACCUGUUCAUCAGACCAGAUACCUGUAACCCACGCUUUCGAGUCUGGUUCAACUUCACUGUUGAAAAUGUGAAAGAAUCACAGAGAGUAAUUUUCAAUGUUGUCAACUUCAGUAAAACAAAAAGCCUCUAUAGAGAUGGGAUGGCUCCAAUGGUGAAAUCCACCAGCAGACCAAAAUGGCAAAGAAUACCCUCUAAAAAUGUGUACUACUACCGCUGCCCAGACCACAGGAAGAACUACGUCAUGUCUUUUGCUUUCUGCUUUGACCGAGAGGAUGACACUUACCAGUUUGCUUACUGCUACCCCUACACCUACACUCGCCUCCAGCACUACCUUGACACCCUCCAGAGGAGGAACAUGGACUAUUUCUGCAGGGAAUUGCUGGGACUCAGUGUGCAGAAACGACGGCUUGACCUCCUGACAAUAACCAGCCCCGCAAACCUGCGUCCAGGGGCUGAACAGAAAGUGGUGUUCAUCACUGCACGGGUCCAUCCAGGGGAAACACCAUCUUCCUUCGUCUGCCAAGGUAUAAUUGAUUUCCUUGUGAGCCACCAUCCUAUUGCAAAAGUACUGAGAGACCACCUGGUCUUCAAGAUUGCACCCAUGCUCAAUCCUGAUGGAGUUUACCUAGGAAAUUACAGGUGCUCCUUGAUGGGGUUCGAUUUAAACCAGCACUGGGCAAAUCCAUCUCCUUGGGCUCAUCCCACACUGCACGGAGUGAAACAGCUCAUCAUCGACAUGUACAACAAUCCGAAGAUUAACCUGGAGUUCUAUAUUGACAUCCAUGCCCACUCCACCAUGAUGAAUGGCUUCAUGUAUGGGAACAUCUUUGAAGAUGAGGAAAGAUUUCAGAGACAGGCUGUUUUUCCCAAGCUACUCUGUCAGAAUGCUGAAGACUUCUCUUAUUCCAGUACAUCGUUCAACAGAGAUGCUGUGAAAGCAGGGACAGGCCGGCGUUUCCUUGGCGGGCUGUUAAAUGAUACAUCCUACUGCUACACCCUGGAGGUCUCAUUCUACAGCUACAUAUUGGGUGGACCUGCUUCUGCUGUCCCCUACACAGAAGAAGCCUAUAUGAAGCUUGGAAGAAAUGUGGCCAGGACGUUCUUGGAUUACUACAGGCUGAACUCCUUGGUGGAGAGACCACUAGGAACUACUCCUAAAACUCGGAAGGAGAAACUGCCGCACUUUAAAUGCACUGCCCAGCGAGGCCCAGGGAACAGCCAUGCUGGCAGCAAGCCAGAGAAGAGGAGCCAGGCACAUCUGAAGGACCAGUCUCUCUCCACACGAUGAGAGGAGAGGAGAGAAGAGGAGAGGAGGGCUGCAGGGCAAGGCGGAGGAGCACGUCGCAGUCUGGAAUUGAUGAUGUUUCUCUUUUUUUUCUCCCAGACAAGUAUUUCUAAGAUAACAAAUAGUCCAAGGAGAGAAGAGGGAGAGGGGAAUUAGCUAGAAAUUUUACUAUUGAUUCUUUUUUAUUUAUAGAUGGUGAAUCAAUUUGAGGGUUUUUUUUUUUUUUUUGGCUUUUUUUUUUUUUUUUUAUCUGUGGGGGGAAAAAAAAAGAGUGAACUAAUAGCUUUGCAGAAAUCAUUUGCGGUGGCUGAAAAUCUAUUUGUUAAAAUGAGAAAGCCUUCCCUUCCUCCAGCAGUCCCCUCCUCUGACUUUAAAGGGGUAAUCCAUACAAUGAGCUAAGGAGGGAGUCCUGGCUCCCCUCCUGCACCGUGUGAUGUCUCCCCUUUUAGUGUCAGGCUUGGAAGCUCUUAUGCCAAUUGCAUGUGCUAGUCCUGUUAGCUUGCAUUAAGAGAGCCUGAUAAAUAGCUUCUGGGAGCCAGGCAGGUGCUCCUCAGUGUGCCGUUUAUCAUCCGCUGCAUGGUUAGGUUUUUUGCUCUUUAUCAGAUCAUUUGAGGAGAGGGGUCAUAUGAGAAAUGUUACUGUCAGGCUGCCGGCAUGAAACUUAAUGCAAGACCUGUCUAACACGCAGGAAUCAUGGUCCUCAAGCAAAAAAAUGGCUGGGGUCUAGAAAGACUGAACUUCCCAACAGAUGUAUGACUGAGGCAGCAUGAGCUGGGGUAGUGGUGAAAGGGGUGAACAAAUAGUGUUGUGCCACUACUGCAAGAAAUCCCAAGUAAAACCUCAGCACCUUUCCAUUACCUGGACAACAUGUGAAAUCUCUGCUCAAAGCCACCAUCAUUAGACAAUCUUGUCUCCUGCAUUGUGUGACUAUCUGAAACUUCUGCCAGUGAUUCUGAAACUGGAGGCUAAAAGAGGGUGACGCUGAGGAGAGUCCGAGUGUCUCACAGGGAAUGGGAAGGGAGAAUGCACUUAGAAGUGCCUCUUCUCAACCCAGCUUUUCUUCACUGUCUUCUGAUAGGAGUUAGUCUGCAAGGGUGGCUUGAGGGAGACAAGGUGCCAAGACUCAGCAGAUAAGAGAGGGAGAGGAUGAACCAGACUGAGGGUGAAGAAUGACGUGUGAAACAAGACUGAAUAAGCUCCUCUUGGUAGGGAGUGGCCCUGAAGAAGUACUAGCCCCAGACACUGUUAUUUAGUAAGAGCUGGGUUGGUUGUUCCUCUCCUCUUUCCCAGGACAUAAAUGUCAUGAUCUAAGAACACAGUCAGGCUCAGCUGGGUCCUCGUGAUGGCCUGUGUAAAAGAAAAAUGAAUCCUGGGGAUAAAUGAAAAGGUAUGGUAAAAACUGAGAACUAUAGGCUAAAAUAGACCUUUGGGGUAACUUAAAUUUACUGUCCCUGGGGGGACAACUUCCUGAUUCUUCAGUAAUGGAGACCUGGCUGCAAGGCCUGAGCAUGACCAAUGCUGAACCAAGGUGUGAUCCUAGGAAGAGCUGAAAACAGCUUGGGUUGCAUUCAUACUUCCUCUUUAACAAUCUCAAUGGAUAAAAGGGAGUUUUCUGUGAGGUUCUUGAGCUUCCCUCCAUACAAGUAAACACAAAGCAAGCAGGGUCAAGGCUGAGGUCUGUGUUCUGUGUCUCAGGACCUCACACACACUUCUGGAGCCUCCCAAUGGGCCUCCUGGAAGCCACUGGCACAUGGUUUCCACCCAGUUUCUAUUACUGCAGCCAGAAAAGAGUGAGCAGGUACAAGUUAGGACAAAAGCUUGGCUUUGCACGCCUCUGCAAACAGACAAGCUACUCAGGGUCGGCCAAAACUUGAGCUGAAUAUAUCUGUGCAUUAGCCACCCAUUAGCUGGGCUUUCCUAAGUUAGUUAAUUGCUCUCUGACCAGGAGAACUCUGUUGAAAACAAGAAGGAGGUAUCCCACUGGAAAGAAAAUUAUUUGAAACACCAGGCAAAACUGAUACUGUCAGCAUUUCAAGGUGAGGGGGUUAAACUGUGUACAUUUUUAGGGAGAAUAAAAUGCCUUUAUAGGAUGGAUUCCAAGACAUCCAAAAGGCGCAGUGCUGGCUCUCCGUCUCCAAAAGCAGAGUAAUGAGUAGCAGUGACAGUGUGAUAAUUAAAAUGACCUCUUGGAGAUAUGGAUUAGAAGGUACGCAGAAGGGGGAUAAGUUCUCCUUUGAAUUAAUCUAGUGCUAAUUUAUGACUAUCGUUGGGUUUUAUAGGGUUUUAGUUGGAGACUUUCAAAGUUGGUUUAUUGGGGUGAAAAUGUUCCUUCUGCAUAUUCAUUGGAAAAACUCAGAAUUCCUCAUUAUUUAUUUUUGAAUGUUUCUAUAUACACAUAUAUAUAUAAUGAGAGAGUUUCAGUAUUUGCUUAGCCGCUAAAAAGUCUACUCUAGAAAUAUGAAUAAAGUGAUAAAAGCAGUUGUGGAA
Molecule: messenger RNA, 3997 nt
Organism: Corapipo altera (White-ruffed manakin)
Lineage: Eukaryota; Metazoa; Chordata; Aves; Passeriformes; Pipridae
Product: BEN domain-containing protein 5-like
Exons: 13
Coding region: 17-1513 (498 amino acids)
Biological process (GO): proteolysis; negative regulation of DNA-templated transcription
Molecular function (GO): metallocarboxypeptidase activity; zinc ion binding; DNA binding
Source: RefSeq, a predicted model, not a curated record